CGUGCUGGCCAGUGGACCGAUGGUUCGCUUGCGGUAUAUUUUCGGGUGUUGUCAAAGCGGACUGCUGAGGACUCCAAGUGGUUGUGGACUUUGAGAGAAAUUGUAGGAAGCGAAUAAAAAUUGCUACCUCUAGGAUUCUGCGAAGCAGAAUAGUGAUAACCUAGUGGAUGUCAGGUCGUGAGGGGCUCGUUUGGAAGUUAGGAAACACUUAAGCGCUCACCAUUAAUAUAAUCAAGAUGGAUGAUGCUGAUAUAAGCUGACACAUCUUGAAUGAACACGGAGCAUCGGAGAAGUGAUAAAGAAGCUUUGCGAGGACAGUUGGGUUGGGGCGGAUGUGCUUCGGAUGAACUCCAGAUAAGCGCGCACAGUGGUUCGGGUUUCAAGUUCGGGCUCGGUUUCGGACGGGAUGUGAAAGCACGUCACACCGCGACCUUUCGGGCUUGAGACGAACUUCGGAGGCCCCAGUACAGGUUGUGCUUUCGCGUGCUGAACAACGCGGUUGAUCUCGUCGCCGCCUGUCUCGGGACAGCAGAGCACGCGUCGCGCUUCAAACUUUGCUGCAAAAAAAAAAAAAAAAACGCAAAGACAGCGAGCAGACGAGAGAGGGUGAUUUGCGUGUGUGUGGCUGCAGUGCGGGGUUGUUGUAAACGGUGUGUCCUGAACACUACGACGCGGGACGAGAGCAGACGUGAGGCAAAGUGUUAAGACGAGGUUCGAAAGCAAUUAUGAUGGAUUAGAGGGGGAUAAAGAGUAAGAGAUAUAGAUAUAAAGUGGAAGAUGGAAACGGUGCUGCGUGAGUUCGACAGCGGAAUCUGUGUUCGAUUUUGGAGCCGUUUUUGAAAAUACAAAGAAAACCUUCUGCGGGAUGGAAGCCUUGUGAAGUCAGCUGAUAGUUGGGAUGAGAAGGAGCAAAGAAGCCAUCCGAAAGUGAUGCUGUGCCGAUUUAUGAGUGCAAGUGCAAGUUCAGUGUGACAGUGAAAAUUAUUCAAUACGAUAGAGAAAAAAACCCCACACAAAUGUGUAAGCAAAACACGUGCAAAUAAUUAUUGAGCAUCGAGCAUUGAUCCCCUCGCAGUGAUCCAAAAACGAGUGUUUGGAAAAGUGUUUGCGAUUAAGCGGCCGAACGAAAGUUAGCUCGAGUCGGGGAGCGGCAGAUCGCGCCGUGAAUCACUAAUCGUAAGCUCCCCCGAGAUCUGGUCUGAAGAUAGCUACCGUCGAGUCCACCCCUGCUCGCGACAGACGACAGCAUCCCCGACCCUAUUGUUCCUACCGGGUGGACAAACAAACGCAAGCAAGCGAAGGAAGAACCGGAAGAACACAACAAACUCCGAGAUUACAGGGAGACAACAAAAGGGUGGAACUUUGAGAAAAUAACAAUUAAGUGCGCAUCAUCGAACGUAGGGGCUUUUUUAUCCUUGCCUGGUCGAACCGUAUAGAUAAGGAAACAAGGGGAAAAAAUAAGGGAUUUCUCCUUCCGCAACUGCACUACACUCUACUAAACGAUCCUAGAUAAUAACACAACAAAUUUAAAGGUUUCAGUGAAAUGAGGUUAGAAGUUCAACGUCAAAGGAAAGAAAGUAAAGAAAGUAAACUUAAUGUUCGCCGUAGUUUCGCGUAGAUCUUUUACAAUUCGUGCGUAUGUUGGUGUGUGUUCCGUUUUGUGUUUACCGAUUGAAUGCUGCUAGGUUCUUUCGCUUUUACUUCUACUACUACCAUGGCAUCAUCUAGUACUUCCCCGGCGAAUCAGGUCGGCAAUCCCAACCGUUCGUCGUUUGGGUAGCGAGUAAGCGAGCCGUUUCGUAGGGCUUUCGGGCGGUUUCUGUUGUGCGGUGCGUCGAGAUAUACAGUUCCGCCGCGUAGUUUGGUUAUUUCGAAUGGCACCACUGCAAAGCCGGCGUCUGUAUCACCAUCCGGAGACGACGACGACGACGACGAACGGAGCUUUAAACGCUGCUACUGCAGCCGACACAACUGCCGCUAGCGUUCGCUGCAUCAACGGGCGAGAUCAGAAGGACCGUGAUCUGCAGCAGCAACUACAGCGGUAACCCUAGCAGCAAUGAAACUAAUGAACCCGCUGAGGGCUACCAUCCUAGCCCUCAUCAUGUCACUCGCCGAGUCGGCCGGAGAAGCUGAUUACACUCUGGACGACUCGUUUUGGAAUGAGGAGAGCCCCGUCGGUGAAGUUGAGCGGCUGCUCAAAGAGCACCAGCAGAACCAGGAGCUGGUGGACAAGAUCGGUAGCAACUUCUACCAGAUCAUCUACCCGGUGCAGCUGCGGCACCACGAGAAGAUGGGCAUCUCGACGCGAGAAGUCGGCGCACCCAAGUUUCCAGCUCGUGGCGGCUACGAGGGCAGCUACUCUGGAAGCGGAGGUGGCCGAGGCCGUUCGAGGACGGGGAAACACUUUCAUCGAACGUCACUUUUGAUAAAAGCUUUUAAUCAUAAAUUUCGGUUAGAUUUGGAGUUAAACACACAAUUACUAGCUCCUAAUAUUGUACAGAAGCACUAUCUACCAAGCGGGUUCGCGCAGGAUUCACAUCGAGAAAUUGAGCACUGCUACUACCACGGCACGGUGAAGGACUACCCGGGAGCUAGUGCGGCCUUCCACACCUGCAACGGCGUCAGCGGUGUGAUUCACGUUGGGAACGAAACGUUUGUUAUACACCCAUUCUACGGUGGCGAUCUAUCGAAACAUCCACAUGUUAUCUUCGAGGCACGUACAAAAUCAAACAAGGGCUGUGCUAAUUCCGGCAAUCUAGUGUAUCGGACGCGUUCGACACGUCGGCAGAGCCACCACUCGGGCCUGGUGGAAUCGCAGGACGGCAACGGGGCCGGACGCUACCGGCGGGAUGUGCGCGAGACCACCAAGUACAUCGAAACGGCGCUCAUCAUCGACAAGGCGAUGUUCCAGAAGCGCAAUGGCAGCACCCGGGCCGAGGUGGUGCACGACGCCAUCCAGGUGGCGAAUAUUGUCGAUCUGUACUUUCGCACGCUCAACACACGCGUGUCGGUUGUAUAUAUAGAGACGUGGCAGGGCCAGAAUCAGGCGCAGAUCGACGGCGGCAAGGAUAUUAGUAAAGCAAUAUCUAAUUUUAAUGAUUAUACAUCUAGGAAUUUAUAUAAAAUAGAUAAGGAUACGACGCAAUUGUUGACGGGUGAAACGUUUGCCGGCGGCGAAGCGGGCAUGUCCGUGCCGGAGACCGUUUGCACCCCGAAGGCCGUUGGCAUUAGUGUAGAUAUCAAUACGUACGAGCCGCAUCUGCUCGCCGGAACGAUGGCGCACAUGAUCGGACACAACAUCGGCAUGGGCCACGACGAUAACCGUGACGAGUGCAUUUGCCGCGACUGGCACGGCUGUAUAAUGUCCCAGUCAAUUGUCGGUUUGGAGAACGUCCAGCCGUAUAAAUUCUCCGAAUGCAGUCGAUUGGAUUAUAUCGAUGCACUGCGGAUCGGACACGGUCUCUGUUUAUUGAAUAAACCGAACGAGGUCGAACUCCGCAAAAAUUGCGGCAACGGAAUCGUGGAAGACGACGAGGAGUGCGACUGCGGCAGUGCCCUCGACUGCGACAAGACGGAUCCGUGCUGCGACGGAAUCACCUGCAAGCUGAAAAAGGAAUCCCAGUGCGCCACUGGACCAUGCUGUGAUAAAUGUAUUCUAAAGGCCCCGGGGGUGAUCUGUCGGGACGCGUACAACGAGUGCGAUCUGCCGGAGUACUGCAACGGGGAGUCCGGCCGCUGCCCGUCGGAUGUGCACAAAAAGAAUGGCAACCCGUGCGGGAUGAACGCGACCGGCUUCUCCACCGGUUACUGCUUCAACGGGGUUUGCCCCACGACGGCGGCCCAGUGCGAGCGGAUCUGGGGCUACAGCGGUACAGGCGCCGACCGUGUCUGCUACGAGCAGUUCAACUCGAAGGGUUCAAUCAACGGACACUGCGGGAAGGACAUGAACGGCAACUACAUCAAGUGCGAACCGGAGAACAUACAAUGUGGCUCCCUGCAAUGCAAAGACGGCGACCGGACGCCCGUGGAGGACUGCAGUGACCAUCUUUACUCUAGGGCAAUUAUUUCAAUUAAGGGCAUCGAGUACGAGUGCAAGUCUAUAACCGGCUCGGUGACGAACUCGGUCACGCCACCGUUCGGCCUGGUGCGUGACGGGACACCGUGCGGCGAUAAUCUGAUCUGCGUCAACCAGACCUGCGUCAGCAUUUUCCCGUACAUCGACCAGACCAAGUGUCCCAGCAAUCACAACAAUCUCGAGUGCUCCGGGAACGGGGAUUGCACCAACACAAACAAGUGCUUUUGCAAGUUCGGCUGGACCGGACCGGACUGCUCGAUACAAGCUCAUAUCACAACGACGUACGCGUCGCCAGUAACGUCCACCACCCCGGAAGUACUCUCCGGGGUAAUGGAAAAGAAAACUACUCGCUACGCAAACUACCACGGUUCGAACACAGUGUUUCUAGUCGGUGUGUUAAUGUCGGUUGUUGGGGGUGUUUUUGUUACGUUUGCUCUGAUGGCUUUGUGCUACAGGUCAGUUGUAGUGCAUAAUAACUUCUCCUUGUGCCUAAGAAAGAAAACAACUCGCCUUAAAUACGACCCGCCGUACGUGAAGAAACCGAUGGCCAAAUACGUGGGCGGGGCCGCCAACGCUAACCACCACUCCCAGGACGAUAUCUCGCUCGAGGGCUCCAACAAGAUGAUGUUCGGCAACCAGACGACCCAGUUUAGGGAUCACAAAUCGAUCCGCAGGAUGACUGGAACCUCGGGCAGCGAAGACGAUCCAACACAUUCCGGCGAAGACGAGACAGUAUCGUUCAUCGAUCUACCCCCAAACAAUAUCUCGAAAGUGCCAGAAAAGGGCAUACUUAAAAAACACGGAUUCGGUCUAGCGUUGGGCGAUAGCAAUAAAGAAAAAUGGCCCGACGAUACACAAUCCGAUAAUCUCGAAUUGAUAGCUCAGCAAGAAUCCACUAUUCCUCCAUCAGGUGGCCAGGUGGGCGCAGCGGCCGUUGGCCCCGUGUCGGACGUCGAGCGAACGAUGAAGAGCCUGAACGGUUAUCACGAGGAUAUCCUCGAGGCGCUGCGACGAUCGGCGGCGCAGGUUCCGCGUAGCAGCGCCAACACACCGUCGGGUAGCAUCAGCGAAGAGCUGCUCCGGAAGACCCUGUCCGAUUGCGUCGCCGGAAUGCAACUGGGACCUCCCAGCGUCUACCAGCAGCAGCAGCAGCAGGAGCGGGAGUACAAACGUAGCGGUAGUUCCCGCACCGGCUCCAAGGAGAACAUCUGCGAUCCCCAGCAGCACGUGCUGAGCGAUACGGGUGCCACCUCGGCACUGCUGCAGCACCACCGGCAGCAGCAGCACGUUCCGGAUGAAGAUGACACGCCCUCGGUCGGGCCGUUGCGUAUCCGAAACCUCGAGGAUCUCAUCCGCCAGCUGGAGCAUCACUCGUCACGCCACAUGAGCCCCAGCGGGUCGGAGGACAUUCGCAUGUCCGAGACUGAAGUCGAUCGCCACUAUAGAGUAGAUAGUUCAGCCGCUUGUAGUGAAUCAUCACAUGGCUCAAACCAACAACUAGCUCAAUCGCAAAAAACUGCCACGAUACUGCCGCCCUAUAGUAGUCGUUGUCGUCCACCGCGAUCGGACGACGAGUCCCGGUUUUCUUAUGGUGCAGCUGGCGGUCCCGGAAGUAGCGGUACCGGUCGCUACCGACAUUCGGUCAGUCGUCAUCCCGCACAUCAGUCCCACUCACCCCACUCGCCUCACACGUUCACCCAUCACACCCACCAUGGGCACGCGCAUGGCCACCCGUCACACGCGGGCCAUUCGUCCCAUCACUCGUCGCACACCCAUCUCCACCAGGACGAGGAGGGAAUCUACGAGAGUGCCGAUGCCCAUCCAGUGCACCAGCAUUCCCACGAUCGGAGCGCGCUGAACGAUCAGCGUGACACCAACGAUAGCGAAAGUGAUGACUUAUUUCAAGCUCAACAACAGUUAGCCCGAUGGGCGAGUGAGGACGUGGUUUCCGUGGUGGUAAUGGAGCAAGGAUCGGAUUCGUCCCACGCGCAAGGUCCAUCGUCAGCCAGUACCAUGCACGGCCAUAUUCAACAACAUCCAUCGCAUCAGCAUCAGCAGUCGCAUCACGACCCCAUUACCACCACCACCAGCAACGUCAAUGGAGUACCAGCAAUGGGCAGCUGUCACAAUAUCAACAGUUUGAGCCAUCAGCUGGUGAACAGCAGAGACUACUAUCCUUCGCCACCCUCCACCGAAACCGAGAGCAGUGGAAGCGUAAUCCAGCCGUCGAGACGUGGACCCAUUAUGCAAGGCCCCGUAGCAGACGGAAAUCAUAUAAUGGAGAGUACAGGUCGCUAUCCCGAAUAUAAGCACUGAUAGUAGCUGCACGGGAUUUAAUCUUUUCGCAAAUUGAAUCCCUACUGUUACAGCAACAGCAACAGCACAACGUAAGCAAACAAAAAUAAGCAUACAGUUACACAAUAGGCAGAAGGCCAAUGGCGCCUAUUUGUAUGAACUAUCCAUUCGAAUUUAUACUUCCGCAACAGAGCACGUGCAAGAUAGACAUUUAUAAUUAAAAAUAAACCUCAUUCCCGUACGAAGAAAAAAAUCACACAUACACUCUGACACACAGAGGUUAUGAAAUGAUAAAAUCAGGCGAACAACACGAACCAAGAACAUAAUAAGGAUAAUAAGGAAAAUACACGUUUCCAUAAAUAAUUCCAAGUGCGAGUGGAAAACUGUUACAUUGUAAGCGUGUGUGGAUGAAGGCAACAAAAAACAAGAAACAACCAUGGAGAACAAUAUGAAGAUAUAAGUAACAAAGUGUUCAUCAUCAUUAACACCUUUUAUCAGACUAUCCAAGCAACCUCUAAUAAACCAUAAAACACACACACCCACACAUGCUCAUCCUAACAAAGCCAUACACACAAGGCAAGAAAAACAGGUCGAGACAUACGAGUGUUAUACAAAACCAUAGGAUAUAAAAAAAAGAAACAAAGUUAAAUAAUAUCCCUUUCCUUAGGCACUAAUAAUAAUGAGCACGAAACAACAGCAGAAAGGAGUGUGUCUGUUUUUACCAGACCGUUUGUGAAUAUCAAGUAAAUUAUGAGCCAGACUCUCUAUCCCACACACACACACACACACUCAUAACGAUUGCUGGAAGCGCAAUGUCAGCACCCGUUUAUCAUUCACUAUCAUCGACGUUUAGAUACAUAAAAAAAGAAAAAUGAAGCAAACCAAACUCACCCACACUGGAUAGGAUAGCAUAAAUUGUCUAGAAGUUUCUACCUUUCACCAGCGCUCGCGUCUCCUGCGGGUGGGUGGGAAGUGAAGCAUAUUAAAACAGAUUUUUACUACACACGACACACACACAAACUCACAACUGAAAGCAAAAAAGAAAACAAUUCAACCAACAAAUAAAAACAAUUGUCUCGUGGUAGAGCAUGGAAAUGGGAAUGCUUGAGGUAAUUUAUAACGAUGCGAAUAAAAUUGGGAACCACUAAACGCGCCCCGCGUCAUUCCUGUCACAAGCCACAGCUUACACGCUAAAUGUCACCAACAGGCAGACCUGGGAGAAAUGUCUGUGGCCUAAAGCACGCGGUGAAAUAGAUCGAAUGAAAAUUCUGUAUCGAAGCGGGCGUGGAAAAAUCAAAACGCGGGGCAGCCGUCGCCUUCUUGUGUGUUUGUAUUUAUCAUUCCAUUGGCUUUUUCCAAGGUACAAUGUCAAACAGAUUUGAGAUGCAGUUGAAUAAAUGUACUUAUUUUCGUAUUAGCACCCCUGAAGGAAGCUCUAAAUUCUAAACACUUCAAUGAAAAUAAUUGGAAGUUCUUGAAAUGUCCUCAAAAUGCUCAAAAAACGAAGUCCUUGCCCUUACUCUACCAUUACUGAUAGAUUACUCAAUAUUUCCACUUAACUUCGUUAUUAUACAGUGUGUCCCAGAAAAAGUGUCACUGAAGUAAAAUGGAACGUAAAAAAAGGUUUCAUUUGGAAUUUUAUCAACUAAAUUAAACCCCUUUGUAUCUUCCAGUACGCAAUGAUUGGCAAAAUAAAGUGCCCACUUUUUUCAUUUUUUUGACGUAAGACUACGUCUUUCAUUCCUAUACUGAGGUGUAUGUUCAAAGCUUCGAAAAUGAGAACGAUACGCCGGAGCAACGAGAUUUUGAGCGUUAAUACCUGCCAGCCAAUUAGACGAAAUGGUAUGAUAAACACAUCAUAGUUCUAUGUGUUAUAUGCCUGUUACUAAUUGAUCCAAAAACUUAUUACAAUAGCUCAAAAAUUGCUUCGAAAGCAAGCUAUUGAAAACAUAACAAUCUAACUCAUUGACGAUGUUUGCUUUGUGGUGAAAGCAAUGUGAACACGGACGUAAAAUCAAAGCGCCUGGGGGAAAUCAUCAUAUGGUAUUCUGAAUCUAAGAUCUGAAUCUGGAAUGUUAGUAUGGAGUCCGAAUCUGGAAUCUCACUCUCGAAUCUGACUGUGGUUUCUGAAUCUGGAGUCUGAGUCUGAAAUCAGGAUCUAGGAUCUGAAUCUGGAAUCUGAAUCUAGGAUCUGAAUAUGGAAUCUGGAAUCUAAUAUCUGAAUCUGGAGUCUGAGUCUGAAAUCUGGAUCUAGGAUCUGAAUCUGGAAUCUGAAUAUAAGACCAGAAAUCUGGAAUCUGAAUCUGGAAUCUUACUCUGGAAUUUGACUGUGGAUUCUGAAUCUGGAGUCUGAGUCUGAAAUCUGGAUCUAGGAUCUGAAUCUGAAAUCUGAAUCUGGAAUCUGAAUCUAAGAUCUGAAUCUGGAAUCUCAAUCUGGAAUCUUACUCUGGAAUUUGAAUCUGAAGUGUGAGUCUGGAAUCUGGAUCUAGGAUCUGAAUAUGGAAUCUGAAUCUAAUAUCUGAAUCUGGAAUCUGAAUCUAGAAUCUGGAUCUAGGAUCUAAAUCUGGAAUCUGAAUAUAAGACCUGAAUCUGGAAUCUGAAUCUGGAAUCUCACUCUGGAAUUUGACUGUGGAUUCUGAAUCUGGAGUCUGAGUUUGAAAUCUGGAUCUAGGAUCUGAAUCUGGAAUCUGAACCUAUGAUCUGAAUGUAAGAUCUGAAUCUGGAAUCUGAAUCUAUAACCUUGAGCUAGGAUCUGAAUCUGAAAUCUGAAUCUAAGGUCUGGAUCUGGAAUCUGAAUCUAAGAUCUGAAUCUGGAAUCUCAAUCUGGAAUCUUACUCUGGAAUUUGACUGUGGACUUUGAAUCUGGAGUCUGAGUCUGGAAUCUGGAUCUAGGAUCUGAAUAUGGAAUCUGAAUGUAAUAUCUGAAUCUGGAAUCUCAAUCUGGAAUCUUACUCUGGAAUUUGAAUCUGAAGUGUGAGUCUGGAAUCUGGAUCUAGGAUCUGAAUAUGGAAUCUGAAUCUAAUAUCUGAAUCUGGAAUCUGAAUCUAGAAUCUGGAUCUAGGAUCUAAAUCUAGAAUCUGAAUAUAAGACCUGAAUCUGGAAUCUGAAUCUGGAAUCUCACUCUGGAAUUUGACUGUGGAUUCUGAAUCUGGAGUCUGAGUUUGAAAUCUGGAUCUAGGAUCUGAAUCUGGAAUCUGAAUCUAUGAUCUGAAUGUAAGAUCUGAAUCUGGAAUCUGAAUCUAUAACCUUGAUCUAGGAUCUGAAUCUGAAAUCUGAAUCUAAGGUCUGGAUCUGGAAUCUGAAUCUAAGAUCUGAAUCUGGAAUCUCAAUCUGGAAUCUUACUCUGGAAUUUGACUGUGGACUUUGAAUCUGGAGUCUGAGUCUGGAAUCUGGAUCUAGGAUCUGAAUAUGGAAUCUGAAUGUAAUAUCUGAAUCUGGAAUCUGAAUCUAGAAUCUGGAUCUAGGAUCUAAAUCUAGAAUCUGAAUAUAAGACCUGAAUCUGGAGUCUGAGUCUGGAAUCUGGAUCUAGGAUCUAAAUCUGGAAUCUGAAUCUAAGAUCUGAAUCUGGAAUCUUAAUCUGGAAUCUGGAAUCUUACUCUGGAAUCUGACUGUGGAGUCUGAAUUUGAAGUCUGAGCCUGGAAUCUGAUUUUGAGUUUGGAAUCUGAAUUUGAAUCUGGAAUCUGAAUCUGAAUCUGAACCUGGAAUGCAACCUGAAUCUGGAAUCUGAUUUUGAAUAUGGAAUCUGAAUCUGGAGUGUGUAUUCUGAAUCUGGAAUCUAAAUUUGGAAUCUAAAUCUGGAAUCUUCAAUCUGAAAUCUAAAUCUUGAACCUGAAUCUAGAAUCUGAAUCUGAAAUCUGAAAUCUGAAUCUUCUGAAUCUUCUAAUCUGGAAUUCGAGUGUAAGCCACGCAACUGAAAUCAAUUCCCUCCUUAUUCUGUAUUUCGAUUUCGUUCGAAUUCCAUAAUCACUUGAAGAUUCUGGAAGAACUAGAAGUAGAGCUAGUCAAAGAAGGAUCCACCAACUUUUUCCGCAGAGAUGAUUAAGAAUCCAUUAUUUUGCGGUUAAUAGCAUUUCACGCCGCUAUAAAAUCUGAUAAGAAUCUUUUUCAUGAAUCACUUUGAAAGAAUCGAACUCGCGUCAAUUGAAUUUGUGGGCGAAUUAAAAGACGUAGUCGUAUGUAAACGCUGAGUUAUGAUCUGUGACAAAAACUACGGCGAUGAAUCUAAAUUUGGAAUUCAGGGAUGCGUAGAAAUUCAAGUCAGAACACAGAACACUUUUUGCUGCGAACGAAUUUUGAUCAUUUGCGCACCAAUCGGAAUUGUUCUAAGAUUCGUUCGAUAUGCCCAACAUCACCGUUUUAUAGUCCCUGGGUGGCCUCAGUUGACUAAAAGUGGGGGCAUUCCCAUUUCACAAGAUUUUCUGUGCUUCUUUAACCAAUCGUGAAAUGACGGAGAAUUCGUAAUACUAAUUCGCCUUUUCCGCCUAGAAUGAAAACAUGUUAGAACGGAAAAUUGAACAACCCCGUACAAGCUCACCUCCGAACUGUGUGCAACAAUGCUUGCACAAUUGCUCUCUGUGAUGUAUUGGAAUAAGAGCGGUGAGUUCAAUCGAAAAAUAUACCUAGUUUAUUCGUUAAAUUGCUUACUCAUUUUACUAUCUCUCUAUUUUUGUUUUAAGCUAAAAAAAAAAAGCUGGAUCGAAUCCCUUCACCCUUCCUUCACGUGCCUCAGUUUUAAUUUCGUCGAGUGGUCCCUCUAUAUAGAAAUCAAAGAGGUAGUCCUAUUCCAAAAUUCGCGACUUUGAAAGAGUGUAAUUUCAUAUGUGUCGCUGUAUGAAUAAUUCCAUAUUGAUACUCAUCCACUCACACACUAACGAGAAAAACUUUCAGUGUUCUUUCAAAAUAUUCUUUCAUUCAUUCAUUGAGAAUUACGAGACGAAUGACCUUCGGGCUAAGGUUCCUUAAAAACAAGAACAGAACAUCAUUGAGAAUUGAUUCAGAUGCAACUUCGGACAAAUGGUUACCAUUCGAACGUUAGUCUUACAUCUUUUUUGCGGUUAUAUCACAGAUAUAACCCACUGUUUUUAGGUUAAAAUGAAAAGUAAACACAUCGUAAUCGUUCUUAAAAUCUUAUUUAUUAUGUUCUUUUUGAAUUUCAUGUUGCACUGAGAAAAAUAAAAGUUUUUCUUAUAGAAAAAGCUAGAAGUAGGUUAUAUUUUUGAUAUAACCGCAAGGUAGACGUAGGGCUAACGUUGACUUAACAAGAAAUAAGUAACAAGCAUAUAAAUCCUAGACAUUUCAUCUUUUUAAUAAAGUGAUUCUCAUACCACUUCGUUUAGACUGAAAAAAAAUCGAUUCCUCCUCGGAAAUACCCAGCGCAAAUAGUACCCACUUCCCAAGCCCCGAAAAUUGGAAUCAUCGUUGAUCUGGGACAGGAUUAUUAACACAUGAGAAGGAACGGAUUUCUCCUCGGAAUUACACAGCAAAAAUAAGACCCCCUUCCCAACAAUUCCAACUUCCCAAUAACGACGAUCGAUUGCGGUAAACAAAUAAUUUCAUAACGCUGCUUUUAUAAAUGCGAUUUCUUCGAUAUGUAAUAUAAUAUCCACUUCGACAAUAUCCACUACACCAUACCAUAUCGUAUUCUUCACUAUCAAAUACAUAGUCAAUGGCACCCUUCGGUAUCGAAUUGUCAUGAAUACCUCGGUUUUCGCUAAAUACUCCGUUUGGUCCGUGUGAUUAUCAUACCACUUUGUUUGCCAGAAAGAAAUUAUUGAUGCUCAAAGGAGGAAUCGAGUCCUCCAAAAAAUACCCAGCGCAAAUUAGAAUCGACUAUCGAUUGCGGCAUCCGUACACAAAUAAUUUUAUAACGCUGCUUUCAUCAAAGUGAUUUCUUCGAUAUGAUGAAAUAUCCACUACCAUAUAUUUCGUGUUCGUCAUUAUCAAAUCCAUAGUCAAUGGUGCCCAUCGGUAUCGAAUUAUCAUCGACACCAUGAUUUUCGCUAAAUGCUUCUUUCCGUUCGGCCUUCAAAAACUUUUCUGAACUCUAAUUAAAAAUUUGGCGUCCCUGAAAAGGGCCGUUGACUAUAUGCUAAGGUACUAAGAUAAUAAUGACGAAAGCGGAAGCGCGACUGUUGAGGCACGCUCUCCUCGGAUACGACGGGCCAGCUGGAUGUCCUUGGGCAUGAUGUGAUGCGUUUUGCACACAAAUUGGUAUCUUCGAACAGGCCGACUAAAUAUGCCUCGCUUGCCUCCUGCAGUGCCGUAACGGCGGAAAACUUUGGAAGCGCAAGUCGGUUUUGAAGUCCUUGGCAAUUCCACGAACCAAACGCUGCAAAGGUAGCUUGCGAAUCAGCAAUUCGGUCGACCUCUGAUAGUGACGAAUUUCACGCAAAGCGACGGUUCUUGGUCGCUAGCGAUGUGGCUUCUUCACACUUUCUGCGGCUGGUGCGCUUUUCCGAGAUGCUUUCGUGGUGCAUUACCACCUGUAGAUUUACAAGCUGUGUGCUUGGUCCUAAUGAAGCGAGUCCUCACAGUACGAGAGUAGAGGUAGAAAUGAACGAAAGCAAAGGAAGCAUCAUGUUUCAUACUCAUCCGUUCGGUACAGAAUGAGAAAUGGAAGGGGAAAAGAAGAGCAUAAUGCAUAGGCGUCUGAAUGCGACCGUCCUCCUCUCGUAUCGCCGCAUCAACUGAAUCAAUUGCCAGGAAGGAAGGUAUUGAAUUAGAGAGACUUUAAACUCUGAGAGUUCAUUCGUCUCUAAAAUCAAUUGCCAGAGCGUAUGCGAGUUUAUAUACGGUUUCAAUAACCUGUUUUCAAAGCAAUUUUAAAGCUAUUGAAACAAGUCUUCGGGUCAAUAGUUAACAAUCAUAUGACUCGUGGACAUUUUGUCUUUCGAAUGAAAUGAUUAUCAUGCCACUCCGUUGAGUCGGAAAAGAGGUAUUAACGUUCAAAACCUUGCAGUCCAGCGUCACUCUCGUUUUCUAAACUUUGAACUUACACCGCGGUACAGAAAUGAAACACCUAGCCACACGUCAAAAAAUUAUUUGUAUUCUAGCAAAAACAGUGACAAAAAAUCUCCCAGGUCAGAAAAGCUUCAAAUAAGCUUUACUGAAGUCAAACAAGAACAUUUCAAUAAUUGAUAUGACCUCCUUUGGCCUUCAAGACCACCUGUUAACGCCAUUUUCUUAUGAUACCAUCAGACCCAAAAAGCAUUACUUUCGUCUCGUUUGACCUUAUUCCAGUCAUCACUGAUCCAUGAAAUGUGGUCCUAGGCCCACUUCAAUCUUUUUUUGAUAUUUUUGCAAACAACCAUGGCUUCUUAUGUGCUACUCUGCCCUUAAGACCAUUCCUGUGAACGUACGGAUUGUGAUGUCAGUUGAAUGGAAUACUCGGUUUCAAUCCGUUUCGUUAUUUUCGGUAACGUAAUAUGAAGCAGAAUUAUGCAAUCUACUUGUGUACAACUUACCAUAAUCCGGAAGCAUUUCAACUCCAUAACCGCUCGCAAAACUCUUCAACAAUACCACACAACAAAAUUAUCCCAUGAAUGCCACAAGUUGAAAUAAACACAAUAACAAUACACACCAAACACACACUCGAAUCAAAACAAAAAUAAAUCAUUGAACAGGGGCGCAUCCUGCGGGAUUUGCCGCAAGCGAACCGCAAACACGCGCCUACUACCUACUACACAUAAAAUGUAUAUAGCCGUGUAUAGUCGUUUAAACGAAACCCUUGCAUGCUGCAGGUCAUCUAUUAGGUAAUAAAUAAAUUCGGUCGAAUGAUUGAGAUACGGAACAGAGGAGUGCAAACCGCCCCGGCAUCGGAAGCCACCGGAAGCAGCGGGGAACGUGGUUAGUUAUGUUUUUCUCUGGUGCAAAUAUAAACGAAAAAUUAUUCUGUGACAGCAGUUGAGAAACACACCGAAUAAAAAAAGAUAUCACUUGAAAAUGAAUAAUUGUGGCUGUUGGUGUUUGCAGAAAGGCAGCCAAAUUAUGUGAAAUUAAUGGACAACGCAAACCGUUGGUUAAUUCGAGCCCGAAGUGCAAUAAUUGCACUACGGGUAAAUAGUAUUAUUAAGGUCAUAACCUUCAACCACACGCUCGCCAUAGCAAAUACUGAACACUCAAACACAAAUACAUUGCAUUACUCGUUCGCAGAUUUUCACACAUAACGAUGUCAUAGUUGAUAUAUAGGAGAUUUUGUACUGAAAACAAAGGGUGAAAGUAUCUGUCGUCAACGUAAACAGCACUGUGCAAAAAUCAAAAAUUAGAACACACCGUUUUUGAUUUCACUUUUGCGAAAAAAAAUGUGAGGAAUCUACUGAAUUGUAGUGUAGCGAAAGAAAAAAAACCGUAAAUAAUAUGUAAAAUAGAAAUAAAGUCAAUUUUUAUACGAAAACAAAUUUAACUAACGAAAACCAAGAAAAAAUUUGCAAAAAAAUAUGAAAAUGAUUCGGUAGACUUUUUCGGAACUUUUUUCUAAAUUGACAAGUAAGUAAACACUAGCAGACGCGGCUACACAAAAUAGUUGGGAAUCAUGUACCGUUGAAAAAAAAAAUGCAUGAUAUCGACUAUUUCCCUGCGGCGGAUACAACUAUUUUUGUGUUAUCUAAGAUCCGACUACAAGAAGUAAGUGAAGCAACCCCAACACACAAACACAAACGCAUAUACAACACCUAAAUACGACUGUCGUACUCUUUGUUACCAACAUUCUCGGAUUAGAAUCGAACCGAUUGUGUUCGAAAGUGGGGGGGAAGGUAUGAACCUAAAGUAAAACAUAGCUGAUGAAAGCAUCAACACAAGGUAAAAACCCUAAUGUUAAGUAAUUUGUAAGGGAAAUCGUAAACGUCAUUCUAAAAUAGUUGUAUAUAUUUACAAAUAGCGCAUAUUGAAACAUAACAACACACACACAUACACUCACACGUACACAAAGCAGUGAAACUGAAAGGAAAAAUUAGCAAAAAUACAAAACAGCAUUAAAGCAAAGUUGAUAAACGGAUUUUAGUGUAAGUUCAAGUAUUUGUAUAAAAAACCACGAACAAAAAGUAGCAAAUAAAAAUAAACCAAUGAGUAAUCUCACACGCGUACAGAGCGGAACGGAACGGGGUGAACAAAACAGUAGUCAAAUAUUGAGCGUUAUUGAUGAAGUGGGCCGGCACUGGUGUAAAUUUCAGUUCCCUCAUCAAAAUCGUGAGCGCGCAACUGCGUAUAGACCGGGGAUGAUAACGAAGCGGUCGCUUGGGAAAUGUUCCCCCUUUAGAGACCCCUUGCGUGCGCGAUGUAUGGCAGCGAAACGAAAACGAAUAUCUCGUCGUACGUUUGUAAAUAAUUACCGGAGAAAAAUAUUUCUAAAAAAAGAUAAACAAAAAAGAAACAUGUUUUUAAAGCAUAUGAAGCAUUAAAGCAUAGUAAAAUCCACACACAAACAAACACACACACACACACACAGAAGAUGUUCCGAGAUAAACAAAGAAGAAUAAACAGCAUGUAAAAAGGCGGUAAAAAAAAUAUUUAAUCGUUUUAUAUUGAGUCGAAGGGAAAAAAAUUCCAAAAAUGGUAUUUAUUUAAAAAAAAUUAGAAAAAAAUAGUUAAGAACAUCAAAUUAAUAGAUUUUAAUUAAUUGAAAGAAGAAGAAACAGAAACAAAAACAAGUGCAGUAUCGACCGAUACAACUAGCUAAACACACUAAAAGAAAGUGAAAAAACAGUAAAAGUAAAACGAAAUCACUAUGAAAAUCAAAAAAAGCGAGCAGCCAGCCGGAGUCAUUUCACUAUCGGUUUGUGAGAAGCAAACCAGUGGCGGUAAAAUGGACCUAUACUUUUCGUUCUCGGUUUUCGGUUAGUUCGAACCAGAUGAUAUUAAUAAUCACACUCAAAUGAAGCAGAAGAAAAAGACACUCACACACACACGCAGACUCAAACACACACACACACACACACACACACACA
Molecule: messenger RNA, 16312 nt
Organism: Toxorhynchites rutilus septentrionalis
Lineage: Eukaryota; Metazoa; Arthropoda; Insecta; Diptera; Culicidae
Gene: mmd
Product: disintegrin and metalloproteinase domain-containing protein 11
Exons: 23
Coding region: 2057-6391 (1444 amino acids)
Biological process (GO): membrane protein ectodomain proteolysis
Molecular function (GO): metalloendopeptidase activity
Source: RefSeq, a predicted model, not a curated record